Molecule: messenger RNA, 1807 nt
Organism: Suillus subalutaceus
Lineage: Eukaryota; Fungi; Basidiomycota; Agaricomycetes; Boletales; Suillaceae
Exons: 2
Coding region: 272-1807 (511 amino acids)
Source: RefSeq, a predicted model, not a curated record
UAUGAGUACAAAAGUAGAUAUGUAACAUGUACAUCCACGUCAAUUUCACCUCCUGGCCCGGCUCGCCGCUAAUCGAAUCCAUCAACAUGUCAAACAUGCAAAUUGCAAGUACUGUUCUAACUUCUGAAAACGGUCAGGGCCUAAGCGCUGCUGGUAACCGUUCACUAAAACGCUUUGUCCUUUCGACAGUCACUCCGAACCUUUUUUCAACCAUUUUUGUCAGUUCUUGGGACAAUCCAAAGCUUGAAUCCAUCGUUACCUUCCGUUAGUCAUGCACUUGGCGUUGACAAACCUCGAAAUAAUACACACCAUUAGCUCAUUCACUGAACGCAGAUCGCUUCCUGCACUUGCGUCCACAUGUCGCGAGUUUGAGCACCCAGCGCUUAAUGCCCUUUGGAGAGAUCUGCAGUCUGUGGAACCACUUGUCAAAUGUUUACCAAGUGACCUGUUUAGCAUUGAUCAGGGAUGUGUGGUGCUACAGAAACCUGUUGAUGGCAAGAUGUGGGAUACCCUUUUCAAAUACUCGUCCCGCGUGCACUCGAUCACCGUAACGCAGAAACGUUGCUCGACAGUUGUCGAGCCCCUCAGUGUGUUAAUGUUGUCUUGUCCUUCGACAUCGGCGUAUUUGUUUCCAAACCUUUCCAAAUUAACAUGGCAUGCAGAAGGGACACACACAUUUGCACAGUUUUUGCGCAUGGCUCUCGUACCGUCCAUGUUGGUCUUACAUGUAGAGAUUUUUUCAGCUUCCCCCGCCUUUCUCUCGGUCCUUUCGUCUCUCGGGACCUUGUGUCCUCACCUCCAGAACAUGACUAUGCGCAUUCGAUGUGAAACCAACGACUUGUCACAUCAAAUUUCACCCUUCAUCACACAACCUAUUGCUCAGCUCCACCAUCUUCACACAUUGUCGGUAUGGGAUCUGGGAAGUCAAGGCAUCAAGCACCUUAUGAAGCUACGAGCCCUGCAGUCACUGGACUUGAACUUGAGGGCGUCGUUGGCAUGGGACAAAAACCUGUGUUGGCAAUUACCCGGUUUCCAUAGUUUGAAAUGGCUGGGCCUUUCUACACGUACAAUUGAGCACGCCUCGAACUUUUUCAGUUCCCUUCAAGUCGUCGGAAGCAGCCAAGUCAGGGUCAGCUUUACGUCCCAGGUUGCAAAAUCCUCCGCAAGUGCAUCCACGAUGUUAUUCCAGUUCUUCACCAUCCUCCGGGAGAGAUGCGACAUCGUCGAACUUCAAUACUUGUCUCUCGUCGGAUGUUCGGGGAGCGUCCGCGCAGAAUCGGGCAUCUUCACGCCAUUGCAUGCAUUUCCAAAUUUAACUCACCUGCUUAUUGAUGAGGUCUGCAACAUUCCCAUGUCUGACGAGGAUUUGUGCCAGCUGGUGAAAGCCUGGCCUAAGCUCCAAGUCCUCAAAUUCAGCAGCUAUGUCGCAUUCAAUGCCACCACAGUACCCACCUUCCACGGACUUAUAAAGCUGCUUCGGCUCUGUCCUGCUCUGACCUCGCUCUCUCUUGUCCUCGAUACCACCAAGUUGGACGGUAUAGACCUCAAACGCCCCGGUGGUAGUCUUUGCAACAAGCACCUCAAAUUCCUUGCCCUCGGAAAUUCUCCCAUCAAGUCCCCGCUAAAUGUAGCUCUCAUCCUCAGCGGCCUCUUCCCCCUCCUUGGCCAGGUCAAUCUUGCUUGGUGGGAUAUGAUGAGACUGAUGUCUUCGUCAUAUCAGAAAGAGCCAAUGAUGGAGCAAUGGGUGUUAGUGAACAGCUUUCUUAGUGGUUUCAGCGUUGUGAGGGAGCGGGGCAUUGAAGCAUGA